This is a messenger RNA of Chenopodium quinoa (quinoa), 949 nucleotides long. Its product is annotated as 60S ribosomal protein L18-3-like. The record is from RefSeq and is a predicted model, not a curated record. NCBI's taxonomy places the organism in Eukaryota, Viridiplantae, Streptophyta, Magnoliopsida, Caryophyllales, Amaranthaceae. Gene Ontology annotation, molecular function: RNA binding; structural constituent of ribosome. Bases 110 to 673 code for a protein of 187 amino acids. Gene Ontology annotation, cellular component: ribosome; cytosolic large ribosomal subunit. Gene Ontology annotation, biological process: translation. The transcript has 5 exons.
AAAGCCCCAAUUACAAAUAUAAAAGGCCAAAAACCCUAGUUUUCAUUUCCUCUCUUGCUAUAGCUUCAGCCGAUACCGCAUCAGAUCAUCACUUUCCUACUGCGAAACCAUGGGCAUCGAUUUGAAGGCAGGAGGCAAAAGCAAGAAGACCAAGCGCACUGCGCCUAAAUCUAACGAUGUUUACCUCAAGCUCCUUGUUAAGCUUUACCGAUUUUUGGUUAGAAGAACUGGUAGCGAUUUCAAUGCUGUUGUUUUGAAGAGGCUUUUUAUGAGCAAGACUAACAAAGCCCCACUUUCUCUCUCUAGGCUUGUUAAGUAUAUGGCCGGAAAGGAUGGCAAAAUUGCUGUUUUGGUGGGAACUAUUACUGAUGAUAUUAGGGUGUAUGAAGUGCCUGCCAUCAAGGUUUGUGCUCUGAGGUUUACUGAAACCGCUAGGGCUCGUAUCGAGAAGGCCGGUGGCGAGUGCCUUACUUUUGAUCAGUUGGCUCUAAGAGCUCCUCUUGGCCAGAACACGGUUCUGCUAAGGGGUCCUAAGAAUGCUAGAGAGGCUGUCAAGCACUUUGGCAAGGCUCCUGGUGUUCCCCACAGUCACACCAAGCCUUAUGUGCGAUCUACUGGCCGUAAAUUCGAGAAGGCCAGAGGUAGACGUAACAGCCGUGGUUACAGGAAUUAAGUCAAAUAUCAAGAUAGAAGAGUUUGUUGGUUUCUAUUGUCAAAGACUUUGUCAAUCCAUGUGUUACAAUUUGGGUUUGAGCUUCAUUUUUCCUUUUUAUGUUGGGUUAGCAAAGCAAAUUAUUAGUUAUAGCAGAUUUUGCCCUGACGUUAAUGUUGUUAUCAUCAGUUUUGAAGGUAAAUUUUGUUGAAGAGAUUGCCUUAACUUUUGCCUGCUUUUUGCUCAAGUGUUGCCUAGGGGAUGUUUUUGACUUGAAUGUUACUCCGUAUGUUUUAA